Molecule: messenger RNA, 3092 nt
Organism: Arvicanthis niloticus (Nile rat)
Lineage: Eukaryota; Metazoa; Chordata; Mammalia; Rodentia; Muridae
Gene: Uvssa
Product: UV stimulated scaffold protein A
Biological process (GO): transcription-coupled nucleotide-excision repair; response to UV
Cellular component (GO): chromosome
Molecular function (GO): RNA polymerase II complex binding
Source: RefSeq, a predicted model, not a curated record
GUCCUCGCGCCUGCGCUGUGGAGACGCCUGGACAAAUGACGGAGACUGGAGGCGGCCUAAUCUGUAAAGGACUGAACCAGAGCGGGCACGUUGCGGUGACUUCCGCUCCUGCGCCGCGGGUCUUCGGCAGUGUAGGCCCGCCGUUCUUUGGGACUUGUAACCGAUCUCUGCCUACACCGGAAGGGGUGGGCGAAACCAGCUGCUGCAUCAGGCGGUCCGAGUCACAGGGGCUGCGGAACGCUGGUACUAUGUCUCUUGAGACGGAGGGUCAGGCAGCGAGUGCGGCGGACUGAGGGUCGUGACUCGGCCCGCAGGGUCGGAUCGGUCGCCCCCGCAGUAGUCUAGAGACUCUCGCUUUCAGAGAGCGAGUAUCCUGUGCGGCCAGUUUGAGUAAAAUUUAGUGACAUUUCCCCUUAACCCGCGGUAACGUCACCCACACAGCUGACCGAAGACUGCCGGAAUAUGGAUCAGAAACUUUCACAGUUGAUAGAGGAACUCACAACUUCAGGAGAAUCCCAACUGAAUGCUCAGAAAAUGAAGGAACUGAAGAAAAUUUGCAAGUCUUCAGAGGAGCAGCUGAGCCACGCCUACCGCCUGCUGAUCACACAGCUGACUCAGGACCACGCCGAGAUCCGCCUCUCAGCCUUCCAGAUUGUGGAUGAGCUCUUCACCCGCUCUCACCAGUUCAGAGUGCUGCUUGUUUCUGACUUCCAGGAAUUCCUAGAGCUCACACUGGGCACAGAUAGUGACCAUCCCUUGCCACCCCCUCGGGAGGCAGCUCAGAGGCUAAGGCAGGCAGCCAUGCAAGCUGUGGAAGGUUGGAAUGACAAGUUUGGGGAGGCCUAUAAGAAGCUGGCCUUAGGCUACCACUUCCUAAAACACACUAAAAAGGUGGAUUUUCGGGAUAUAAAUGUUAGGACCGUGGCAGAAAGGAAGCGAGAAGAAGAGAAACAGAAGCAUUUAGAUAAGAUUCACAGAGAAAGUGCUGAACGGGCUAAGAGGGAAAUGGAAGAAAUGUCUGACGACAUUGGGUGCUGCCUGACAGAAGUGGAGAGCUGCUUUAAGCUGCUGGUGCCUUUGGAUCUUGUUCCAUACACAGAGGAUAAAUUCUUUGGUGAGACAUCUGGCAUAACAGAGGGCCACGCUCCUUGUACCUUGAGCCGGGACCUGGCAACUCCCCAUGAGUCUGGUCUCUCUGGACCCCAGGAUGAAGAGCAGCCAUGCUGUAGCAAGGACCUGGUUGCCUCUGCUUACCAUGUAGGAUCUGUCGUUGGUCAGAAAGCACUAGCCCAAACAGCCACGAAAGACCCCUCCAGGGAUGAGGACGAACACAGCGACGCGGAGGAUUUCCUGCGGAGCCAUGGGUUGGGUUCCCACAAGUACACGCUGGAUGUGGAGCUUCCCUCAGAUGGUCUGAGGGUACAGGAGAGUGAAGACAACCUUGAUGUGCUCCAUGCUGCUCGAGACUCACUCAAACUCAUCCAGAACAAGUUUUUGCCAAUGGUGUGCUCCUGGGUCCAGAGGUUUACCCGUGCAGGGACCUACAGUGGGCAUUUAAAACAGGCCAUUGACCUGAAAAUGGAACUGGAACUUGCUCUGAAGAAAUAUGAAGAACUGAACAUUGAGCCUGGGGGAGGACAAAGGAGCAGGACAGAAGCACUGGAGGACAGCGAGGAUGAGGAUCAGGACUUCGUGGAGGUCCCGGAGAAAGAGGGUUAUGAGCCGCGAAUCCCUGACCAUCUACGAGCUGAAUAUGGGCUGGAGCCAAAGGCCCCGCUGAAGACUCUGGAGAAAGGCACAGCUGUAUGUAGCUUACAGGAGAAGACCAGGAUGAGAAGGGAAGAAGAGGCCUCAGACCCCACCUCUGCAGCUGCCCAGAUGUUGCGGCUCCAGGACUGCUUGUCAUCUCCCUCCCUCUCCUCUACCAGGGUACUUCCUGGGCCAGAGGAAGCCCAGAAGCAAGCAGAACGAGCCCGAGCACCCAUUGUACCCUUUGGAGUGGACCUGUGUUACUGGGGCCAGGAGCAGCUAACGGCUGGAAAGAUUCUUAAAUCUGACUCUCAACACCGCUUCUGGAAACCCAGUGAGGUGGAGGAAGAGGUGGACAGUGCCCAUGUUUCUGAGAUGCUCCAUAGCCGGCACAUCACCUUUUCAGGGAAGUUUGAGCCUGUGCAGCACAUGUGCCGGGCCCUGAAGCCUAAUGGCAGGCUCUGCGAGCGCCAGGAUCGGCUGAAGUGCCCGUUCCAUGGGAAGAUCAUCCCCAGAGAUGACAAGGGGCAGCCUCUUAACCCAGAAGACAGAGCCCGUGAACAAAAGCAGCAGCUUCAGCAGCAGCAGGCACAUCCGGAUUGGCAGGACCCUGAGUUUAUGAAGGAUGUGGAGGCAGCCACGGGAGUGGACCUCGGUUCAUCCAGGUAUAGCAAGAAGGGCAAAGGGAAAAAGAAGAAGCACCCCAACCUCACCGACCUGCGAGAGCGUGCCAACACUGCCCGGGCCCGCCUUGAGAAGAAGGUCUUUGCCAAGGCAGCUGUGCAGAGAGUAGUUGCUGCCAUGAACCAGAUGGACCAGAAGAAACACGAGAAGUUUGCAAACCAGUUUAAUUAUGCACUGAAGUAAAAGGGUGUGGGUGUGGGUGUGGGUGUGCUGAAUGUGCUGUGGUCCCCUUAGGCCAUCAGCUCCUUUCCUUCCUUCCUCGGCUUUCUAGGAUGGGAAGAGGAAUAGACUUAAGUCUGAGGAGAAUCAGCUUGUUUUUUCUGUAUGUAACAAUGGAGUGAUGCAUUGAAAUACUCUCCAGGAGGCCAGGGAAUAUGGUUUAGUGGUGAGUCCAGGGUUUGAUUCUCAACUAUUUUAACCAUGUAUGUGGUACCAUACCCAUAAUUCCAGCACUUGGAAGAUAAACAGGACUGAGUCCUAGGCCAGUAUGGAUUACAGAGCAAGACUGCUCGAGAAACAAGAACAGAGAGCCAGAGGAGGUGAUGCACACCUGUAAUCCUGACACUUAGGAGGCAGGGCAAGAAGAUAACACAAGUUAAAAGCUAACCUAGUUGCCAGGCAUGGUGGUACACUUAAUCUUUAAUCCCAGCACUCAGAAG